This is a messenger RNA of Dicrocoelium dendriticum, 219 nucleotides long. NCBI's taxonomy places the organism in Eukaryota, Metazoa, Platyhelminthes, Trematoda, Plagiorchiida, Dicrocoeliidae. The record is from the annotation of a GenBank genome assembly.
AUGCACAGUCGUGAUAUUAUUCCUUUUUGCGUGUUUGUCAUUGCCAAUACACCUCCCUUAUCCGAUUUCUACACAAUAAACUUUUGUUCCCGGCAGCGUGAGGCACGCCUUUGCAGGCAUGGUCAUGUUAUUAUAAUAAAGUGUGAACAAAAUGUACAAGAGUACAAUAUGCUUGUCAUAACAGUGAAUGUAUGCAUUGCUGUGUGUAACUGCACAUAC